Antechinus flavipes (yellow-footed antechinus) is the source of this 2311-nucleotide messenger RNA. RefSeq names its product chromatin licensing and DNA replication factor 1 (gene CDT1). Gene Ontology annotation, biological process: DNA replication preinitiation complex assembly; regulation of DNA-templated DNA replication initiation; DNA replication checkpoint signaling. Gene Ontology annotation, molecular function: DNA binding; DNA polymerase binding. The record is from RefSeq and is a predicted model, not a curated record. Gene Ontology annotation, cellular component: nucleus. NCBI's taxonomy places the organism in Eukaryota, Metazoa, Chordata, Mammalia, Dasyuromorphia, Dasyuridae. The transcript has 10 exons. The coding region runs from base 91 to 1929 and encodes 612 amino acids.
CCGCGACUUCCGUUUGGAACGUAGUGUAUCCUUUUGUGUACUCGGUGGUGGUCUUAGCGUUCCUUCCGCCUCUCCCCGCCAGCGCUCGCCAUGGCGCAGCGCCGAGUCACCGACUUCUUCUCUUUGCGCAAGGGCUCGCGGACGGGAGCCGCGGCCCUCCGCGGCCCCUUGAAACUCCGCAGGAGCCCCACCAAGCCCCAGGUGGGCACGGGGGCGCGCGCCCGACUCCGGGUGGCGUCCCCGCGCACCCCGGUGCGGACUGCCGGCGCCCCGGCCCCCGCCCCUGCGGGCACCCCGAGCGGCAGCGGCAGGAAGCGGAGCCGCCAGACCUCGGACCCGGAGCAGGAAGGGGAAGCCCCCCCAGUGCGCCGUGCCGCCCGGAGGAGGCUGGUGCUGUCCGCCGACCCCGAACCCUCGGAGGUCACGGCUUCUAGCUCCUCCACUUCCCCCUCUUUGGAAAAGGAGGAACAGACGGAACAGGCGGUACCCCUCUCACCAGCCUCGACGCCCAGCCUAGAGGCCCCAAAGGCCGUUGGCCACUCAAAGCCAAAUCUCACCGAGCUGAAGUCCCGGCUGCAGAAGGUUCGGGAGCUGACCCACAGAGCUGCACCCCUUACUUCUACCCCAAAUGCCAACAUAAACCUCAAGAACCGACUCCAGCGAGCACGGGAGCUGGGGGCCCGGAUCCAGGAGGCGACUUCUGCUAGUGAGAAGAAAAAUGAAGAGUCGGGUCUCCAGAAGGUAGAAGAACCCGCAGCUGAAUCAUGCUCCCAGGCUCCGGCCCCCGCCUAUGAGCGGUUCCACACCCUCGCCCAGGCCGGGCCCCCGGGCCUCACGCUGCCCUACAAGUACAAGGUGCUGGCCGAGAUGUUCCGCAGCAUGGACACCGUGGUGGGCAUGCUCUUCAAUCGCUCUGAGACGGUGACCUUUGCCAAGGUCAAGCAGGGCGUCCAGGACAUGAUGCGCAAGAGGUUUGAGGAGCGAAAUGUGGGGCAGAUCAAGACCGUCUACCCAGCCUCCUAUCGCUUCCGGCAGGAGCGGAACAUCCCCACGUUUAACAGCAACGUGAAGCGCUCGGAUUACCAGCUGACCAUCGAGCCCCUGCUGGAGCAAGAUAAGGAUGGGGAGCGAGCGGCCCAGCUCUCGGCCUCCCGCCUCCUGCAGCGCCGGCACACCUUCAGCAGGAACCUGGUGAACCUGGUCAAGGAGCAGCACAAGAUUUUCCUGGCCUCCCUGAACCCACCGCUGGUGGUACCCGAGGACCAGCUAACCAGGUGGCACCCCAAGUUUAAUGUGGAUGAGGUGCCGGACAUCGUCCCUGCUGAGCUGCCAAAGCCGCCUCAGAUGGACAGGAUUAUGACCGCGCGGGAAAUGCUGGCCAGGGCUCGCACGAUGCUGACGCCGAAGAUGGAAAGGGCUUUGGGCCAGCUGGCCCUGAAAACAGCCAGCCCUGGCAGCCCCCCCCCACCGGGCUCGCCUGGCCCCAGUAGCCCCCUGAAUCCAGCUUCGCCAUCCAGUUCCCCUGGGGCCCUGAAGGGCAUCUCCCAGGCCCUGCUGGAGCGGAUCCGUGCCAAGGAAACCCAGAGACUGCAGGCCAUGAUGACACGCAAGCCUCAGCAGGAGGAGCGGCUGCUGAUGCUGUCCAGGCUGCCCGAGCUGGCGCGCAUCCUCCGGGGCGUCUUUGUGGCCGAGAAGAAGCCGGCGCUGACCAUGGAGGUGGCCUGUGCCCGGAUGGUCAGCAGCUACCGCUCAUCCAUGACGUCGGGGGAAAUGGAGAAGCACCUGCAGGUUCUCUCGGAGCUGCUUCCCGACUGGCUCAGUCUCCACCAGAUCCGGACGGACACCUACCUGAAGCUGGACAAGUCUAUGGACCUGGCUCACAUCUCAGAGAGGCUUGCCAGGGUCACCCAGCAGGAGGAGCAACUGUAAUCCAGGCCCCGCGGACAGACGGGGUUGGACUCUGAGCCUGGGCAAAGUAACUGAAGGGUCUGGGGAAGGCAAUUGUGUGUGUGUGUAAGUGUGUAAGUGUGUUGGGGAAACGGAACUGGAUAGGAUGGACCUUUUACAAACACUAACUCCCAGGAAGCAUGCAUUUCAUCCCCGUUCUUUGUGGGUGCAGGGAGUGUGAUAGUAGCCAUUCUGCUCUAAUUUCUGCAGCCUUCCCCCGGGCUUCAGGUUACUUAGGGUUUGCCAGGUAGAGGGGGCACACCCAGCAUGUAACCCACUGCGAAAGUGUCUCGGCACAAACCUGUGUGCUAGUGCUGGACCUUGUUUGUCGUGUUGGCAUUAAACUUUUACAGAGUUUGUGGAA